CCCCUACGUCUAAUGUCAGUGAGCAAUAUGGUGAUCUCGAUAUGACUCUCCCAGCGUGAAUAAUCUCGUAUUUACAAUCAUCAUUCCAACGUUAAGCUCGGUCAAAUACCUACAAAAUGACAGCUAGACCGAGAUCUUAUUCGCGAGCUGGCGAAUCCCUGUAUGAGCUGCUUGGACUUCAGAAGAGUGCAACUCAAGAUGACAUCAAGAAAGCCUACAGAAAGCUUGCCCUUAAGUACCACCCCGACAAGAACCCCAACAACCCAGAGGCAGUGGAGACGUUCAAGGAGGUCAACCGUGCCCACAAGAUCCUCAUGGACUCCACAAGAAGGGGUAUCUACGACCAGUACGGAUCCCUAGGGAUCUAUGCAGCUGAACAGUUUGGCGAGGAGAAUGUCAACACUUACCUGGUUCUAACAAGUCCAUGGUGCAAGGCCUUCGCCAUCUUCUGCUGUGUUAUCACGGGCUGCUACUGCUGUUGCUGCUGCUGCCUAUGUUGCAACUUCUGCUGUGGCAAGUGUCGGCCACAGGCACCAGAAGAUGAAGGAGAAUAUGCCAAUCUACACGAUGAACCAAGCGAAUCCCCAGAAGGGUCGCCAGUGACGACACAACCAGGAUCCACAGCCUCCUUCAAGUCAACUGAUGCCAUCCCAUGCCCCCCUCCCCCUUCGGAAACCACAAAUCUUAAUGCAGAUACCAAGGCUCAGUACGGCUCUGAGGAUGCAAGUUGACCGUCCAGCAUCUUAUAAAGAAUAACGAAGGCUCGAUAUUUUCACUUCCAUAUCUUGAUAUACACCAGCAGGGAUAGCUAGUGUCCGGUUGACAACAGACGGAAGCUGAUUCGUAUUAAGCAUGCUGACUUACAGAAGACCAUUAUGCUGGUUCCAAUGAAAGAUUUUUUCGGCAUUCAGUAAUUUGUUGGGUCGACAGUUUCUUGGUUUUCCGUAUUCACUUUCUCUAAAUGCUAGUCUUUUUGCUAGUGCUCUGAAUGCAUUUACUGUCUAAUAAUUUUGAAGUCUUAGCGAAAUGAAUAUACUUUUUUCAAAUUAGUAAAACCUGGUCAAGAGGAAAAUAUUUUUUCUCUUUUCCUUGAUGGGUUUUAUGAUUAAUCUUUUCCCUUUUCACUGUUUCUGCAGAUAUCUUUGCUGUACAAAUUAUGACCAGACUAUUAUAGAAAUCAAUUUGAAUUUUAGAAUACCUUUAUGACAUCUUACUCAUGUCGGAGGAAACAGUGAAAUCCAUUAUACAAUUCAGCAUGUGAGUGUUUUGUGAUAGGCUGUAUACAGUUCAUAGAAAUACUGUUUGGAGCAAGAGGUUUAUUAACUAUUUAAACCAAUUAAUUUUGUGUUGAUGUUAAUUCUUAGAAAUUGAAUUAUUGCAUUUUGUAGACAGUUGUAGCUGACAAGAGGUGCUCAUAAGUCUGAUCUCUUUAAAUACACUACUCAUCAGAAGUUAGGGACUAUUUCAUUCUUUCAUAUCACCAAAGUUAAUGUGUUAUGACAAGUACUGUAAAAGAAUUGGAUGGUUGUUGCUGGGUUUGGCAUUGACAAGACAGUUUAAUAAUAGUAUAAAGAAGGAAUUGGGUGGUCUUUUUAUGUUUGGGAUUGGCAAGACAGGAUAACUUGAGUACUGUGCAAUAAUUGUGUGGUCCUUGUUGACUUGGGAUUGAUAGAUUUCCUUAAUUGAUAAGAAAAAGGGGGUGGGGGGAGGUUCUUUUGGCAUGACUGAUUAUCUGUAAGAAUAUGAAAGAAUCGUGUGGUCCUUUACUUUUUUGAGUAAUAUAGAUAACCCUGCAAAGGUGUUUUAUACUCGAUAUUUCAGUCUAUUUAUUAUACACUUUGUCCCAAAUAGUUUGGUGGUUGACAUUUAUUACAGUUUGGUUUUUAAGCACUUUGUUACGUGUGAUACUUAACUCCAUCCCGCCUGAAUGUGAAGCAGGGGAGACAACUCAGACACAGCAUGCACAAAGGAGGUCGAUUUCCUUCAGUGGAACAGCUCUUGAAGCGGACAGUUUACCAUAGCAACCUCUUCUCGGCUUGAUCUUUUACACAUAGAAGAAUAUUCUAGAAUUUUUUGUGCACCAUAAAUUUGAUUUGUUUCAGUUGACACGAUAAAAAAUGAAAUCAGUGUAAUUAAGCAUUAUUCAGAACGAGGACGACAUAUUCCAAAAUUUCUAUUGAAAGUUUAUACACUCUUAUUUUAAAGAUUAAUCGGUAAAAAUAAUCUUAAGUCAUCCUUAUUAAGAUCUCACUAGUUUACUUAACAUUCAGAUCGAACUUUUUUUGAUGAGGUCAGGUGACAAGCAUGUUUUCAUGAUGAACACAAACAUUAAUCCAACAUAUCUAUAUACAGGCAGUAUUGUUUGGCUUUGACCUACUUGCUUAAUAUAAAACUAGAAAACUGGUCAGCACCAAUUCUUAAAAAGAUUAUGGAUUUGAUCUAAAGUGAUCCAUGGGAGAUGAUACUAGUAGUGGAUAUUUGUUCUGAGCUAUUGUCAAUUCAAUGUAGCAUGCUCAAAGAACAAAUAUGAUUACUCCUCCAAUAAAUGGACAUAUGUAUACUUAAGUUCAUUAUCAGCUUCCUGGGGAGAGUGCAAAAAUAUAUGGAGAAUAGUUUAAGUGUGUCAAUUUCUCAAACCACAACCUUUGAUAAGCAUUGUUAGAAAAUAUUGUCAAAAGGCCAUUCCACUUUUCAAGAGUGGCAUAAUCUUAUGUGGCAUAGUCAUAUGAGAAGAAAGCUUUGUGAAGGUGAGUAAUUUGCAGUGGUGUGGUUAGAGUUACCUGCCCUUGGCUUAAUGUUUGGAAGGACCAAAACGAUGAGUGAAAAGAAUCAUGUUUCCAAUGGCUACAAAUCUAUUUCAGUUUGAGACAAAGGUCCUUUCGUUUUGACAAUCAUGUCCAUAAACAAAUGGGUUGUUUGAAAUUGUUAUUUUAUCAUAUACUACUCAACAUAAGUUAAGGAUCACACUACUUUCAUGUUACUGUUGUGAAUCUGUUAUGGCGUGACAGAUUAACAAUUUUAAUAAGAAAUCAUGUAGUGGUCUUAACUUGUAUUGAUUAGUAUUUAAUGGACAGUGCGAUAGAUGCAAUAAACCAACAUGAAAAUCAUGUUGUUAUCCUAUAAUCAUGCAAAUGAGGUUACCAUACCACUGAAACUACUUUUAAACUGGACUGCAUUGCUUUGCAAUGUUUGCUCGAUCUAUAAAGUAUAGGUUCACACUCCCAGUAGGUUUUCGGUAGGGUUUUCCGUUGUCAAGGUGCUUCUGUAGACAAACAUGAUUGAGCAUUUGGCACUAUAUUAUCAAAGGGUAAUUUGCUUUCACAUCACAAUCAUACACGGCUUCUUAGGUAAUUUCAUUGAGUGAUGAAAUGUCGUAGGCAUUGAUUUUUUUAGAAUGACAUUAUUUGGUAAGAUUUUUAACGAAGUGUGCGUCAUACACAAGGAAUAAGAAAUAUGUAAUGCUCAAAAUAUAUUUUUUAUCCCUACGUGAUAUUUACGAUGUCGACUCGCACUUGGCUACUAAUCUCAGUUUCCUGCUGCAUGUUUGCACAUAAGCUACCUGUGCUUGAUCUCACAUGAUGAAACUGUGAAGACAAAUCUGUUGUACAUAUCAAAGACCAUGAUAAUAUAUAUGUAUAUCUAUAUUAUUCGAUACCAUGAAUCCUGUACCCUCUGAAUACUGAAAUAUAUGAACUAGAGUUGUUAUGCUGAUGUUUGAAAUUGGUCAGUCAUUAUGCAACGUAGUAACUUUCUGGAAGAAGUUUUGAUAGUACGUUAGAAAUUAUUCAUGGUGUUUCAGGUAUCUUUUGUUCAGCAUUAUUGUUUAUAUUUACUCUUUUUUAAUGGAUUUUCAAGGCCAUAAUAUCAGACUGAUAUGAGAUAUGGUAUCACAGCCUGGCUUUGAGCGCUACCUCUAAUCAGCUUUUCUAUAGAACAUUUUGUUAGUGGGACUUGUUAAGCAGGAAGAAAAUUUGUUGAUAAAAUGUAAUAUUUUUAAAUGACAAAAUUUAUUUGUCUUAAGAAUGUAAACUUUGAUUGUAACAAAUUUACACUUUUAAUUAAUUGUGUUUAAACAUCAUGUUGAAGUAUGAGUUUAUACCAUUAAUCAGUUCAUAUAGACAUAUUUAGAUUGUAUCAAAUUGUUAUUGAAAAUAGUGAAAUCGUCCUUACCUCUAUACAUAAAUAGAUUCAUGUAUAUAUGAUAUAUAUAGCUAUAUAUAUGUUUACUUUCAACCUGUCUUCAUAAUACUGUCGCACAUAUCACAGGUAGUUUACAACUCUUCUAGAUGCUGAAAUCCGCAGUUAUGUCCCUUAGCUCUGCCAGGAACCAGUUCCAACAUUCUCCCGAUCAUGAUAUCAUUUGUUCUGUCAGCACCAUACCCAUGAAUCUCUCCAUAGUCUUAACAUCUGAGACAUGCAGUAUACAUAAUCUUACCUCCCACUUUAAACUGCUAUGUCAUUAUAGAAUUGAACCAGUAUGGAACAUGUUGAACACAGAUCAGUCACUGGUGAAAUGGUAGUGUAUGGUUUAUCAAUUCCUGUCUGCUGUAAGGUUGCCCUUGAAAAAAGUAUUAGAACCCAACAAACAUUGUAACAGUUUUCCGUAUUAAUUUUGUCUAUGAUUACUGAUAUACUGCAGCCUCAUGGUUUUCUAUUUUAUGUAUCCAUUCAUCUGAAAAUUUAUUAGUGAGCUGGUCUCAUUUAUUGACAUGAAUUUGUGAGUUACUGUCUGACUUAUAUGACAUGAUCAAACUCUUGCUGUACAGCCCUGUCAAGCUCUUGCUGUCAAUCUUUUGCUAUCAUACUCUUGCUGUACAGCCCUGUCAAGCUCUUGCUGUCAAACCCUUGCUGCACAGCCCUGUCAAGUUCUUGCUGUCAAACCCUUGCUGUACAGCCCUGUCAAGUUCUUGCUAUCAAACCCUUGCUGUACAGCCCUCAAGCUCUUGCUAUCAAACUCCUGCUGUACAGCCCUGUCAAGCUCUUGCUAUCAAACUCUUGCUGUACAGCCUUGUCAAGUUCUUGCUGUCAAACCCUUGCUGUACAGCCCUGUCAAGCUCUUUCUAUCAAACGUAUUGCUGUACAGCCCUGUCAAGCUCUUGUUGUCAUUAUCUAACUCUACAGCAGUGUCAUGCACGUGCAGUUAAACCCUUGCUGCAUAUUCCUGUCAAGACUUCCGAAGAACUUUCUGACUAGGACAGGGUAAUAAUGCACAGCAUGUCAACAACCACAAGGCUGUUAUCUUGUGCUCCAUUCUUCAACAAAUGGACCUGUCCAUGUGGUUGUGUGCCCACUGAGAUGCAAGGGGUUGGGAAUGCAACACCACCAGUCUGUUGAAGUCAGUUGUCAGUAAAGUACAGACAUAUUUUAGGGUCGUUUUAUUUCAGUUGUGCUAUAUGUCCAUUGAUAGUUCUCUCUGAGGAAAAUUUGCAUGAGCUGGUUAACUUGUGGUACACCUAAAAUCUGACACUGCCUGAUUCACAAAUGGUUUGGUACCAUUAAUAAUUGCCUCUUUUGAUGCAGGAUUUCAACAGGACAUUGUUUGUUUGUUUGUUUGUUUCUUCUACACAAAUUGUAUAUGAUAAUUGUAGGGUGUUUAAUGUGAUUGUAGUAUGUCCCUGUUCUUGAAAUGUCAAUUUGUGCAAUAGAUGUGAUUGAAUCAGUGGACGUGAACACGAGCAUCUUCGCCUUCCUUACCUCUUUAUUUCACUUGAUGCAGCCAUUUUAGAUAUACCAGCUGCAUAGCCAUCUAUGUACGAAAUGUGUGCUCUGGUGUCAUGAACCAUGGUGUUGGGCUGGUGUCAUUGCAUGAUAUUUGCGUUUGAAUUGUCUUUACAAUGUAUGUACAUUGUAAAUAUAUUUGCAUUACAUUGGAAAUUUAUUUACAUUUGUAUUGCAUUGCAUUGUAUUGUAUGUACAUUUACAUUGUAUUUGCAUUGCAUUUACAUUUACAUUGCAUUGUAUUUACAGUUUCAAUGCAUUUGCAUUGUAUUUACUAAAUGUUUAGAAUCAGAAUGGGGCAGAUACUGUGUCAAUGUUUAGUUAAUGUGUAGUGGUUAAGUAAGCAAAUGUAUCCAGCAGUAAGUGAUAUUGUCAGCACUAAGAUGAUGGCACCUGUUGUACAGUAGAUGAUGGAGUAGAUGGUUGUGCAUGUUGCUGUAUGCUCAGAGACAGGCGGUAUAGGUGGUGACAUGGAGGGAAAAGAGAAAAGAAAACUUAAAACCUGUACUCCUAUUAUAUUUAAUCAGAACUGUAUGUUAUCAUGGUUACUAAAUUCACAGUGAUGGGGAUAAACGUCUGGAGGAAAGAAUUGGUUCUUGGAGAAAUGUCAGAGUAUAAGGUUAGGGUUUUGCAGGAGAAAGGAUUGUUCUCUAAGAAACGUCAGAGUAUAAGGUUAGGGUUUUGCAGGAGAAAGGAUUGUUCGCUAAGAAACAUCUGAUGAUAAGGUUAGGAUUUUGCAGGAGAAAGGAUUGUACUCAGAGAAAUCUCAGAGUAUGAGGUUGGGGUUUUUGGAAGAGAAAGAAUUGGUUCUUUGAGUAAUGUCAGAGUACUAGGUAAGGGUUUUGGAGGUGUAAGGAUUGGUUCUUGGAGAAACAUCACAGUUGGAGGAGAAAAAAUAGCUCCUUAGAAAGACAACCCCAUGCUAAGUUGUUUCUUGAAUUCUGUGUUUUCUUCAUCUGUGAAGGUGGAUGGAGAGGUGGUUACAGAUGGGGAUUGAUAGCAGAGUUUCAUUUCAUGUGAUUACCAAAUGCCAGUUGAAACACAUUGUGAAAAUUUACCGGUUUGUUUACACUGCCAUACACCUCCAUCACCUGUGAUGUAUAGUAGUGAAAUGUUUAAUUUUUAUCAACUUAUCAAAUAAAAAAAGUGAAAAAGUAAUGUGUAUGAAGUUGUGCUGACUCUACCUCUGCCCAAUAUUGUGUAGUAGUGUCUUGAUUACAUAACUCUGUCGUAUCCUGAAAAGAAAUAAUUCAUUUUGGCCAUGUAUAGUAAUCUGAGCAAUCAUCAGCCCGAGUUCAUGUUUUCUACCUUAAAGAACUCCAGUACACUCACAUGUGAUGGAGGGACAGUGUAUACCAAACCUAGGGUCCACGCUGAAACAAGUAUUAUGUGUUCAUUUUAACAGUUUUAUUUUCAACUGAUCAGCCGUGCAAGGUUAUGAAACUUGUGAUAUGUUGUGUGCAAAUACUUACGUCUAAAUAUUUGUAAAUAAAUCAUGUAUAUCAUUGUCCA
Messenger RNA from Haliotis rubra (blacklip abalone), 7230 nucleotides. RefSeq names its product dnaJ homolog subfamily C member 5-like. The record is from RefSeq and is a predicted model, not a curated record. The transcript is spliced from 6 exons. Lineage: Eukaryota; Metazoa; Mollusca; Gastropoda; Lepetellida; Haliotidae. Gene Ontology annotation, biological process: regulation of neuromuscular synaptic transmission. Gene Ontology annotation, cellular component: type Is terminal bouton. The coding region runs from base 117 to 731 and encodes 204 amino acids.